Aspergillus fumigatus Af293 is the source of this 1890-nucleotide messenger RNA. RefSeq names its product WD repeat protein. Gene Ontology annotation, cellular component: nucleolus. Bases 1 to 1890 code for a protein of 629 amino acids. The record is from RefSeq and is a predicted model, not a curated record. Gene Ontology annotation, biological process: positive regulation of rRNA processing; positive regulation of transcription by RNA polymerase I. Gene Ontology annotation, molecular function: protein binding; RNA binding. Lineage: Eukaryota; Fungi; Ascomycota; Eurotiomycetes; Eurotiales; Aspergillaceae. The transcript is spliced from 5 exons.
AUGUCAGGCUCGAGUCUUGCGCCAGGACAUACAAAAAGAUCCAGAACUAGCGAUGCCGAGAAGGAUAGAACCAAGCGUCGUCGAUUUUCCAAGGGCGCACUUGAUGUUACUGAAGACGUACGACUAGCCGCUAAAGGACAGGCGAUUGAGAAUAACACUCAACGAAAUUCUCACGGCAAAAUUGGUGUCUCUCAAGUCCAGUCGGUGGGCAGUAUAGCAACCUCGACCCGAUUAUCACCUCGAAUGAAGAGUGAGUUACCACAAGACUUGAUGCGAAGAAUGAUUAAAAACCCGCAACAUCUAUAUAUUAUCACUUCAACUGGUUGUGUGAGCAAGUGGAAUUGGCUUUCUGGAGAUCAAAUCGCUUCUUGGGAUUUGGCCCGAGAGACCCUCCAUGCUGAAUUAUGCCCCUCUGAGGUCGGGGAACUUAGGUAUGAGCUUCUCUUUUCUUUGCGAGGGCGCAAGGAUGGAAAGAGACAAUUUACAGUCACCUUAUUUAAUGGUGGAAUACCACGCGACAUUGUUGUCUUUGAAACGACCCAACGAAUAGACAAUUUCAGGGUUUUCAAACAGGGACAAGCGAUAGUCGCGUGGGCCGGUCAGCGUCUUCUGCUUGGCGCCAGGGAAUUUAACACGCCAGACCCGUCAACUAUGCAGUACGCCUGGAGGGAGGUCGUCCUCCCUGUCCGUGUCACUUGCGUUGAUGUUCGAGAGAGCGGAGCACGAAAUCGAACAACACCCCAGGGCUCACAGGACAAUAACCUAGAUACCAUGGACCUUGUUUUGGGAGAAUCUGGUGGCUCAAUUUUAAUUUAUCCUGAUUUUCUUGCUCUUUUCCCUACAGGUGGUAUUGGCUCGGACGAUAGCAAGGGCUUGGCUCCUCGACGGCUGCAUUGGCAUAGAGGUCCCGUCAAUGCAGUCCGUUGGUCAAAGGAUGGUAACUACAUAAUCUCAGGCGGAGAUGAGUCAGUCAUGGUAUUGUGGCAGUUAGACACCGGUCGCAAGCAGUUUUUACCUCAUCUUUCUUCACCUAUUUGCAAUCUAGUCGUUUCUACAACUGGGAAAGCUUACAUCGUGAAGCUUGCUGACAACUGUAUUAUGGUGCUGUCAGCGACAGAGCUGCAACCUUAUGUUACUAUCACUGGACUGCAACUUUGCCAUCAAGUUAACAAGCCUGCCGAUGCAGCUAUGCCAGAGUCGCGUGUCGCACUUCAACCCCCUGCAGCUGUAUUGCACCCACAAUUCCAUGAUCGGCUUCUUGUGGCGGUACCAGCUUCGCGUCAAUCCGCACGGAAUUAUCAUUCUACAACGAGUUCGUGCAUGCUACAGACAUACGAUAUCCGCACCAACUCUCAAAUUUCCAGACAAGCUCUUGCGCGGACCAAUGCCACGACUUUGAGGAUCAGUCCAGAGGGGACCGAAAUUGUUACUCCCAACGUCAGUCACCUUGGCAUAUGUCAGGAUGGAAAGUGGAUGGCGACGAUCGAUGACUGGAUACCGCGCCCUGAAGAUAUCAGGGCUCUUGACUCGACUAGUGCUUCGUCAGGCAGCCAUACACUUCAUCGGGAAACAUACCUCAAGUUCUGGAGAUGGGAUGAAGUGUCCAAUACGUGGGAGUUAACUACACGUAUUAACAGCCCUCACUCCUUCAACAGCGUUUCGGUGCCUAUUCUCGACCUCGCGUCCAGACCAUACAGUCAUGAGUUUGCAACAGUGGGCUGUGAUGCCGUGCUCCGCUUCUGGUGCGCGAGUAACAGGCCAUGCCUGGGAUCGGCAACGGAACGUUCAGAAAACCGAUAUCAGACCUGGAAAUGUCGAGGUCCAGUCCGGACUACGGCCUCGUCAUCCUGGUGGAUACGCAAAAUUGCAGAAUUCAUCACAGUAGGAUAG